ACCAGUUUAUGUCCUGUACUCCACGGCUAACGGUUGGGUUGUGCCCUGCCCCCUUCCCUGCUGUCUCAUGAGGACACAGAAGGUGCUGGCUAAGACGGCAGGAGGAACUUUACCAGAACAGCAGCUUGACCUUGACUUCCCAGUCUCCAGAACUUUUCAAUUGCCUUUUGUUUUUCCUGCAAGAAGCAUUUCUCUCAAGUGCCUGCAGGACACUGAUGAAUUCCUUUCUGAUCUGAAUUCAGUGGAACCCAAAGAAUAUGCUCAAAGAAGUUCCUCACCUUGCUGGGCCUCAGCCUUCCUCUGGCUGGAACUGUCUACGUGGCAGCCACGGGGUGGUGGUCAGACCGCAAGGCAUCGCCCACACACGGAGCGCAUUCGGCCACUUAACGGGAGUCUGCCUUUGAGAGAGCGGGUGAGGAGUGAGCAGAGGAACAGAAUCCAACGGACUGAUUGCCUUGCCCAUCCCUCACUGUCAGGAGCCCCGAGCAGAGGGAAAAAUAAUGUGCUUGAAUGGAAAGCCAGAGCGCUGAAAAAUCCAUCGUACCUUUAUUCUCGGAGUGGCGCAUUCUAUCUUGGCGUUGACACAUUGUUCCUGAUCAGAAAUCAACACGCCCUUGCCCUCCUCGGGGCCAUGCCGUUCUUGGCAUCUUUCACCGCCUCUGCUCUGCUCACACUGGCGUAUAACCUUCCGGUGGCAGCUCCGUCAGAAGCAAGUGACAAUGCAGCUGUGUUAUAUAUCUUGGAGUACUACACGAAGCCCUGCGGCCGAUUUGGCCCAUUCCUUGUGGGCCUCUUUCUGAGCAUUUUCAUGCACCAAAACCACGAGGCAAACAUUCUCAAAACCAAGGUGCAGGCUCUGCUGCGGGGGAUUUGCUCUCUGUCGACCCUGCCCCCUAGUGGCUGCCCUGGCAUACGAGGUCUGGUGCACCCGCUGCUUUCCUGGGAUAUCUGGAGUUUCCUGGCCAGCAUGAGCUACGCUUGCUACUUGGUGCACCUCCUCAUCAUCCUCUACAAUGGGCUUCAGGAGACGCUUAUUCACUACACCGACAUCAACAUGUUCUAUAUUUUCUCUGGACACUGUUUGCUGACCUUCAUCACUGGGCUGGCCCUGACGCUGUUCAUUGAGAAACCAUGUCAGGAACUGAAGCGGUGCCUGCUGGGAUCAGUGCCUGCAGGGCCAUGAGCUUCCGGUAAAACCCGAAAGAGUGGAUGGCCCUUUGUGGGUGCUGAUGAGCAAAGGCAAGUGUGGCCUUGUUUAUGUAACGAAUGCUUGUGUUCCCAAAAAGGGGUGUGAAUCUGAUUUUUGUGAAUGUUUAAGGUAUACAAGUUCUUUAAUAUAUAAAACAGUUCUGAGUGUUUACUAUGUAAAAGAGUUCUGUGUUAAUCUGUUUAGUAGCACAAUAAUUGCCCUCCAAUGUAACUUUUUAGCAAAAGAAUCUGGAUUUUGGGGGUCUCAUACUGCAUGUAUUUUCUAUAUCAGUGAUCAUAGGAGAACAUCAAAUGUAGUGAAUUUAAUGUACUUCAGGUUUUUGUUUGUUUGUUUGUUUUGCGUU
This is a messenger RNA of Physeter macrocephalus (sperm whale), 1553 nucleotides long. RefSeq names its product O-acyltransferase like protein. NCBI's taxonomy places the organism in Eukaryota, Metazoa, Chordata, Mammalia, Artiodactyla, Physeteridae. The record is from RefSeq and is a predicted model, not a curated record.